AUGGACAAGGUGACUCAUAUUCCGGUUGUAGAGCUUAAUCAUCUACUUACCUGCCAUCUUUGCAAAGGCUACAUCAUUGACGCCACUACGGUCGUUGAAUGCUUACAUUCCUUUUGCAAAACUUGUAUUAUCAACUACCUUGACAACCAUAACACUUGCCCCGUUUGUGAUACUCUCCUUCACAAAACACGUCCCCAGUGCGCUAUCCGAUCAGACUAUGCCAUGCAGGCAAUAGUGUACAAGUUGCUUCCUGAGGUAUUCGACCGCGAAAUGGCUUCCAGAAGAAAUUUUUAUAAGUCCCUUCUCCCGGAGGAUCGCAGUCUUCUAAGCCCCGAGAAGCGCGGCGACAUUAGUCUUAACGCGUACGUGGAGAAAGAGGAGGAGCGUGUUAGCAUCGAGUUAAGUCUGUGGCGCGAUCGAUGCGGUCCGUUGCUACCGGUGGGCAUCCAGUCUACUACCUACCUUCUCUGCCCUCCUUCCCUCACCGUGGGCCAUCUGGAGAAGUUGGUUCGCCUCAAGUUCGACCUUUCGCCGACUCAGCACGCGGUGGAAUUCUUUUUUGUUGAGAAUGGUGGCGUCAGUGAAGGAGAGCAGUUCACAUCUGAAUUCACGCUCUCUGACCUAGUGUGUAUAUACUCCUGCACGCAAUCGUGGGUGCGAGCGAAGCGAAACGGCUAUGUUGGUGGCGACGCAAGGCCGAUGAAGCUCUUCUUCUCCGUCUCACCAAUUUCACCGAAAGCGGUAGAAACAGCGGAGGAGAGCGCAGUCACUGCUACCAGUGCUGUUGCUACGACCGCUGCCACAGUCGCCAGCAAUCCUAUCGCUCUGUCAACCGGAGUGCUUGUGAUUCCUGAACUUUACCUGGAGACUGCACGAAGUGGUAUUCAGGUUGUUAACGUGGAUAGCUGUCGCCAGGGCGCUGUGCGUAUUGUGGAUGAGAAUGAAGCAGAGAGAGAGUCUUCUAAAGCUGUAACUCUUGGAGAUGCUCUGGACUACGGUAGCUUCGGGCUUGCAGGCUCCUGGCUUUGGGAAGAAUGGCUAAUUUAUUCGAUGCCACAAGGGAUAUUUUAUAAUCUUCCUUUUUCCGAGGAGUAUCUUGUUGUUUUGAAAAGGUCGCGUCAUUUCACUGCUUCCGUCAGACAAACUUGCUAUUCUUGUACUUUGCUACGUAAGUAG
This is a messenger RNA of Echinococcus granulosus, 1176 nucleotides long. Its product is annotated as Polycomb group RING finger protein. Gene Ontology annotation, biological process: negative regulation of transcription by RNA polymerase II. Gene Ontology annotation, molecular function: promoter-specific chromatin binding. The coding region runs from base 1 to 1176 and encodes 391 amino acids. The record is from RefSeq and is a predicted model, not a curated record. The transcript has 6 exons. Lineage: Eukaryota; Metazoa; Platyhelminthes; Cestoda; Cyclophyllidea; Taeniidae. Gene Ontology annotation, cellular component: PRC1 complex.